This is a messenger RNA of Conger conger (European conger), 1050 nucleotides long. Its product is annotated as ubiquitin-associated protein 1-like. Gene Ontology annotation, molecular function: ubiquitin binding. Bases 1 to 1050 code for a protein of 349 amino acids. Gene Ontology annotation, biological process: ubiquitin-dependent protein catabolic process via the multivesicular body sorting pathway. NCBI's taxonomy places the organism in Eukaryota, Metazoa, Chordata, Actinopteri, Anguilliformes, Congridae. The record is from RefSeq and is a predicted model, not a curated record. The transcript is spliced from 5 exons. Gene Ontology annotation, cellular component: ESCRT I complex.
AUGAACAGUCUUGAGGAAAUCCCCUUUAAGAUCCCAGCUGGGCCACAAGAAGACCCAAUGAAAGAGGUGGAGCUGGUCUCUGCCCCUGAGCUCAUGCUGCCCGACUACCUGCAUCUCCUGCAGGAGACAGAGUACGAGUUUGACCUGGAGAACUGGGUCCUGACAGGGCUUCAGGGGGGGUACUCCAGCGGGGGGGUACUCCCCCGCUGCACGUCCGGGGUGGGGCCCUCCUGCCCCCCCUACUGGCAGAUGCUCAGCAGCCCCCCGGAGCGCCGCUCGCUCCGCCGCAGUUACAGCCUCAGCGCCUCGGACCUGUACCCCCGGCCCUACUGGGAGGACGAGGAGGCCCCCUCCCUGGAGAAAGCGCGCCCGCACACUGCUGCGGGCGCAACCUCCUGCCCCGCCCACCUGCGGAAGACCUCCCCUUCAUGCCUCCAGGAGUUCAGGCAGUCCUCGCUGUCCGCGCUGGACCCACCUAAAGGGCGUGGCCCCCUGCACCAUGGCCAGAGGCACGCCAAGAGGAGGCCCCACCCGCUGUGCUACAGCUGUCGAAACCACUCCCUCUCGUCACAGCCGCUGCCUGACUGCUGUCCCCAGCAGACCAGGCCCUCCUCUUCCCCAACGUCCCUUGGUCCCCGUGUGGUUGGCUGUACGCUCGGUUCCCACACCCCGGUGUUGGACUCCCCUGCCGAGCUGCUGUCAGCCCUGAGCCAGGAGGAGCGGGAACUGCUAGAGGCCAUCACAGGGAGCGGCUACCCCCUCCGGACUGCCAUCCUCGCCCUGCAAAGGAUCGGCCCACAGAGCCCUGAGCAGAUCCUGAGCUACCUGGUGACAUGUGAGCGGCUGUGUGAGCUGGGCUAUGAUGAAGCUCAGGUGGAGGAGGCCCUGGAGAUGUUCCAGAACUGUGAAACUAAGGCUGCUGAGUUCCUGCACCUUCUGACCCAGUUUAAAGAAAUGGGCUUUCAGCAGAACACCAUCAAAGAGGUUCUGCUGGUCCACGAGAACCACAGAGAACGGGCCCUGGAGGAGCUGAUGAUGCGUGCCGUGUGA